UGGUAGAUGGGGGUUGCCCAAAGAUAGAUCACCCCAGGGUUUCCAUUUUCUUCUCACAUUUCUCUUUUGAGAACUCAGUUUCUCUCUCUCCUCCUGUUUUAUCUAUAUACAAAACACAAGUUUCAUGAAUUAAAGGAACUUCUAAAAGUGGGUCUUCUCUUAACCAAGAGUAGAAUUGUUUGCAGAAAGGAAAAAAACACACAAAUAAAAAGGAAACAAACUACUAAUAAUCAUGGGAAGAGGGAGAGUAGAACUGAAGAGAAUAGAGAACAAAAUUAACCGGCAGGUUACUUUUGCUAAGAGAAGAAAUGGACUUCUCAAGAAAGCCUAUGAACUCUCAGUUCUCUGUGAUGCUGAGGUUGCUCUCAUCAUCUUCUCUAAUCGUGGAAAGCUUUAUGAAUUCUGUAGCAGUUCUAGCAUGGUGAAAACACUUGAGAAGUACCACAGCUGUAGUUACGGAUCAUUGAAAGCCAGCCAACCUGAAAAUGAGAGCCAGUAUAACUACCAUGAAUAUCUGAGGCUAAAGGCAAGAGUGGAAGUUCUGCAACGGUCACAAAGAAAUCUUCUCGGAGAAGAUUUGACCCCAUUAAACACUAAGGAGCUGGAGCAACUUGAGCACCAACUGGAGAUGUCUUUGAGGAAGAUCAGAUCAACAAAGACUCAAUGCAUGUUGGAUCAGCUUGCUGAACUCCAAAGAAAGGAGCAAGUUCUUGCUGAAACAAAUAAAGCCUUAAGGAAAAAGUUGGAAGAAAAUGCUCAGGAAUUUCCAGUUAGGCAAAUGUGGGAAGGUGGAGCACAAACCAUUCCGUAUAAUCCCCUUCCUACACACUCUGACGAUUUCUUCCAACCUCUUGGAUUGAACUCCAGCAUGCACACCAGUUUCAGUGGAUUAAGAUACAACCCUAUUGGCUCCGAUGAGAUGAACGUUGCUGGUGUCAAUGGAAACAAUCCUAAUGGGUUGUUUCCAGGAUGGAUGCUGUAGUAGAAGAAAUUGCAUCACCCUAAGUUUCCCACGGGUAAAAAUAAGGUAAUUUCUUCUUUUAGAACCAAACUUAUAUCAUUUUAUUUUUUUGAGUGUGUGUAUUAUGUGUGUUUAUGCAAAUUCGUAAUUAUUCUCCCAAGAGAUUGAAGGCUUCAUAAGUCGUUGAGAGGACGACGAUGACCUUGAUUUGAAGAACCCAUGGAUUCUUGGCAUGAAUCCGUCUGUAAGGAGUUAGGUUAAAAAAAUACAUGGUUGAUGGGAG
Messenger RNA from Lactuca virosa, 1244 nucleotides. The record is from the annotation of a GenBank genome assembly. NCBI's taxonomy places the organism in Eukaryota, Viridiplantae, Streptophyta, Magnoliopsida, Asterales, Asteraceae.